AUGCUCCUUCCUCUCACAUUCCCCGCAUAUGCAAACAUUCAGGAUGCUAGCGGUCCUCCAAUAAACCUCAUUGAGUCCGACUUUAACUCGGAACAGACGGCUUCGUUCAUAUCCUGGAGAACAGAGAAUGGCUUAGAUCAUACUGCCGUUGGCAGCUCCAAGGGUUCCAUCAACGUCUUCAGCUUCCACCCUACCAAUACUCCAACUUUGGACUCCCGUGCAAGACUCACUAUCACACCACCUUCUGAGCACAAUCCACCCACCGCCCCGUCUCCGUCUCCCUCACACUCUCGUCGGCACUCCAGAUCACUCCAGUCACCCUCGUCGUUAUCAUUCAAUCAAGCUCUAAUCAAUGUUUCUGCCAGAGCGCGAGUGGUUUCUGGCGUAUCACGCGAACAAGUAGAAGCCCCAAAGAAUUACGUUGACUUCGAAGACGAACCCGGACGAUUGAAAGACAUACUCAGGAGCAACAACAAGCACAGGCGCACUCUCGCAGACUCAAUCCUUCCUAGCUUUGAUAGAGGCGUGGUAAUAGAGCAAUCGCCUGCUCCAACCUCUCCAACGCUUCUGCCCACCUUGCCAAACUCACCUUCAGGUGCUUGUAGCACGAGCAAAAAUAAGGAUGAUCCCAGAUCGCUGCUUUCGGAGACAAAUUCCCCGACGUUUUCCCUGGGAUCACCUUCGGCACUGCCGUCUCCUCGUCAACUGUCCCCCUUCGAUGGCUCACCGUCUCGCGGAACAGUUAAAGCAACUAUCAUCCUUGAUCCUUGCGGACCUGGGCAUGCGGUAUCGGCCAUGCGGUAUUUAGAGACAGUGAAUCUAUUGAUUGUCCUUCAAGAAUCAGGGUGCGUUCUAUCGCCACCAGCCUACAUUGCUAGCCCAUCGAGCCUCCUAGCAAUUUAUCUGCCUUUGGCAUGCGGGACAUUUUGGAAAUGGGAGACUAUUCGGAUAGUGCCUACGGGUGACCAAAUGUACCUUAUUCUGGCGUGUGCAUCACCUUCGCAGCCUCCUUUUGCAGAGACAUUUGGCCUUGCAGAUGAACCUCGUGAUUCGAAAGUGCGUCUGAAUAUGUUUGAGCUUUCUGUGGGGGACCCGCAUGGUGUGCAUUCAACAAGAUUCGAGAAACUCGCCUCCGAUGUCUGGCAGGUCGAUGGGCCAGCCGUUGGAGUAGAGUUACUUAUGAAUGAUACCGACGGUUCAUUUCAGCUAGUGUACAUUAAUUCAACGAACUACCUUGUCACUCGGUGCUUGACUAUCAUCCCCGCAUAUGAAAUACGAGCUCGCGGACGGUCCUUCACCUCUUCACCAGCUCAUUCUCAAGAAGAUAACAGGACAUUGGCGAUCCCGAACCCGUUCAAAGUGUUUGGUAGCAAAAGUGCCGAGAGUAUUGCUCUCUUGGGUCAAAACCAUAAUUCUGGAACAGAGCAGGAGAACAACUUUCCCACAAUCGCGACAAUUGAUCUUGGGCGAGUCCAGCUAGAGGAAGAAGAAUCCCGUGGUAUUGUGAUCUCAUCUCCAGAGUUUUUGCUCGAAGGCAUUACUGCCCGCUAUGCUGGUUUGAAUGAGAGGAUUAUAGGGCUCGCGUGGUCGAACACAGAUAUCACGGGAUUUAUUGCAGGAGAACAAGAGAGAUCUCUUACAACUUUCGCUGUUCCUUUCAGGAGCUGGGGUAAGAUCCAAGGUGUGCAUUUCAUGGAUGAUGAAACGUUUGUGGUACUUAGUGAUACCAUCUCUAACUACUGUUUGCGGCGCGUUGACGCCGAUAAUAACACUGCAACUACUUUUUCUGGAACGUCGAUAAUUACUCAAGCAAUUCAAACGAUGACGACUUAUGGUGGCCCUUCAUUGAUGCUAUCGUGGUCAAGAUCGUCCCCUCACGAUGUCUUUGCGCUCAGGCAGCUUCGAUCAGGGCAAAAGGAGAUUUUAGUUCAUACCAUCAAUCCCAGGCAGGAUGUAUCGACCAAGCAGCAUCGCCGAAGUUUGUGGAGAGCACAGAGUCCGCCUAGUGGUACUAUCCCAGGAGGAGCAAAAUUGACGUCUGUUCUGCCCGUGGAGCUCAACUUCGUCUUGCUGGGUUACAGCGAUGGCCGCAUUCGACAGACUUCAUUACCGUGCCUUUUGCAGCGAAGGUACCAUGUACGAUCCGCGCCUCUCUCCGCUUUCUCUCCUAUAUCUGGUGAUGAUGUGUUAUUUGACAAAGUAUCAGACAUGAGCUUGCCUUCGUCUAUAUUGAAUAUGCAUCUUGUCCGAAAUGACCGAACAGGAGAACGAUAUAUCUUAGGAGGAACAGACGAUGGUGGCAUUGCCAUCUGGGCACUGGAAUCCCUAAAGCUCCGAGCGCGAUUUACUCCAUUUAUUGUACCUCUGACGCGUGUAGCGCAGGUGCUACAAUCCAACGAAAAUGCAGGGCCUCUACGGGGAUCGUUACUUUGCGUCUCAGGCGAUGGAACUAUUAGUGUGGUAUCGAUAGAAGGCUUCGAAAUGCUUUACCUCAUUCCUGGGUCGUCCUCUCCGAUAGCCCGCAUCUAUGCUAGUGGGGAUGACAACAACCGUGCACUAUUGAUCUACGCAGAUGGGAGUGCGCGUGUCUGGGACGUUGAGUCGGGCGAGUUUCUUCGUGCAACGAACGAAGAGAAAGCCAAGGAGCUCGUCGAUGCUGGUGGCUGGAUCAAUAUCUCCCUCGACAAGUCGGAGUUGACCUCAAUCUCCAUUUCGAUGCUUAGCGGAUCUGCUGGGCCUGUUUCAUUGUGCACCCUGUUGCUCAGUCUAGAUCGCUUUCUAAAAUACACUUCCGUGAACGUUAAAUCUUCGGGACUUGCGUUGUCAUCAUCAUCUGCCCCUUCAAACGCUACACUUUCGCAGCUUCGUGCUGUAUUGUCCGUAUUGCUGACGCCUGGACUCAGUCCUGACAUAGACGAAAUCUGCGAAAACAAGCUUGGCACCAGCCCGUCGCCAAGCACGGUAGGAUUUGCAUCUGCGCUUACCACCACCAUUUACCAUCAUGAUCACCCCAUUCACGCUUGGUCAAUGUCAGCAAAAGUUUCUGCUGAUCGCGUCCUCGCGAUCGUCUCGGUCUUGAAGACUUUGUCACUUGCCGAAGAGCUGUCGCAUGACUGUCAGACAAUCAUAACAUUCUACUCUACCUCCCUAGCCCACGUAGUGGGUGCCUCGUACCAAGCCCCGGACGUCGCGUAUCUAGCUACGCAGUGGUUCGACUCAUCCAAUGACGUCCGGCAAGCUGCAAAAACUCUUUUUGAUGCAGGGAUUGUGCGUCUUUCGGACGAGGAGAGCAUUGCCCUUGUUGAUGCAUGGCAACACCACCUGCCAUGUUUGCAGCCUUCUAUGGAGAAGGAAUCCGCGAAAUCUUCACUCGCUUUAUUCAUCUGCGGAUACAUGGCAGCUGAGAAAUAUAGUCUAUUAUCCACCAGUUCACUCAUCGACAUCUCCAAGUCCAUCGCAUUGUAUUUGCACGACGAAUCAUCCGCGCACCGUGGUCUAGCCAUUGACCUAUGCGCACGCGGAUUCCAAAUAUGGCAGCAUUACGUCGAUGCUAUGGCGAUGCUCCGCGCAUUAUACACCCUCGCUACAAACACACGCAAGGAGACUAUCUCAGUUCGAAACAUCGGGCCCCAAGCAAGAUUGGCAGUCUUGCAAAUCGCAUCGAGUAGCACGCCUUUGUUCAUGACAACGCUCACACUAGACAUUCUCAAUCCAAAGACGCUGGACCAGCGGAAAGCAGUUAUGCAACUGGUAGCGUUCAUGAUCAGGAAGAGACCCCUGAUUCUGUACCCAAAUCUCCCCAGGUUGAUGGAAGCUGUGGUCAAAUCAUUAGAUCCCAAUUCCACAGCGAGCCGGGACGCCGUGCUCGACAGUGCAACCGAGAUCAUCGGCCAUGUGGUGAAGACAUUCCCCACAAUCGACUUCCACAUGGCGACUCAACGUCUUGCCGUCGGAACGAGCGAAGGCGCUUUCAUUAUGUAUGAUCUAAAGACAGCAACACAACUGUAUGUUCUCGAAGGACAUAAACGCCGACCGGCGGCGUGUACGUUUUCACCUGACGGACGCCGCCUCGUGACUAUGUCCCUUGAAGAAGGCGUUGUACUUGUCUGGAAAGUUGGCUCAAGCUUCACGAGUUUCUUUAACCCUGGAGCUCCACCCAGGCAAGGUCAUGGUGGGUCUUUGCCGUUCAAAACACUCAAUUUCAAUGUUGGCGACGAAGCUAACAUGACUAUUACGGGCACAUUGGAGUGGGUGAAGUUUGAAUGGCCGGCCGAACGCACCGUCCGUCUACACAUCCGAGAAAGCGUCCUGACCUUUAGUACCUGA
Suillus subaureus is the source of this 4326-nucleotide messenger RNA. RefSeq lists its product as uncharacterized. The record is from RefSeq and is a predicted model, not a curated record. The transcript is spliced from 20 exons. Lineage: Eukaryota; Fungi; Basidiomycota; Agaricomycetes; Boletales; Suillaceae. Gene Ontology annotation, molecular function: protein binding. The coding region runs from base 1 to 4326 and encodes 1441 amino acids. Gene Ontology annotation, cellular component: cytoplasm.